AUGACGCAAAGAAAAGUCGUCAGGGUCACCAAUAAAGGCGACCAAGAAGCUUUAAAAUUACAUCAAGAUACUCUGCCUAGUCCAGAGUCGUACGAAGUCCUGGUUCGGAUAAAAGCCGCUUCGCUCAACUAUCGCGAUAUUGCCUUGCUCGAAGGCAAUUACCCCGCAUCAACCAAGCCAAAUGUCGUUCCUCUGUCGGAUGGUGCUGGUGAGGUAGUUGCGGUGGGAAAAGAUGUUGCGCGAGUUAAAGUUGGCGAUCGUGUCGCUGUCAGUUGCACUAUGCACUGGGUCGGGGGGCCGUAUAUGUCGGAGUACCAGGCACAAAGCGUCGGCUUCCGUAUCGAUGGGAUGUUGGCUGAAUAUGGACUCUUCCACGAAAAUGCGCUUGUCCACCUUCCAGCAUACCUGUCCUACAUUGAGGCUGCCUCCCUGCCUUGUGCUGCCGUUACGGCUUGGACUUCGCUCAAUAUGGCCACUCCCCUCCAGCCUGGACAGACCAUUUUGAUUCAAGGCACCGGUGGCGUCUCGCUGUUCGCGCUGCAAUUCGCAAAGAUCGUUGGCGCACGUGUCUUUGCCAUCACGUCGUCCGAUGAAAAGGCCGAGACGCUGAGAAAAUUAGGCGCCGAGUCUGUAGUCAACUACAGUACUCACCCCGAGUGGGACCGAGAGAUUCUCGCACUCGCUGACGGCAAGGGUGUUGACAAAGUCCUGGAUAUCGCAGGAGAGAAGACGAUCGUUAAAUCAGCCGCAUCAACCAGAAUUGGCGGCGUGAUUAGUCUGAUCGGCUUCGCUAGCGGUUUUGGCGGCGGCCUCCCUCCGAUUGACAUUCUUAGUCGAAGCCUCACUGUAAUGGGGUCAACUAUUGGUUCCCGUACGAACUUCGAGGAUAUGCUCAGAGCAAUGGCAGUACAUCAUGUGCGGCCGAUUAUCGAUCGAGUGUAUCCGUUUGCGGAAUAUAACGAGGGUUAUAAGCGGAUCAAGAGCGGGAAUCACAUAGGCAAGGUCGUGAUCGAUUUAGCAUAA
Daldinia childiae is the source of this 1023-nucleotide messenger RNA. RefSeq lists its product as uncharacterized. Gene Ontology annotation, molecular function: oxidoreductase activity. The record is from RefSeq and is a predicted model, not a curated record. The transcript has a single exon. Bases 1 to 1023 code for a protein of 340 amino acids. Lineage: Eukaryota; Fungi; Ascomycota; Sordariomycetes; Xylariales; Hypoxylaceae.